GGACAUGAAAGUCAGAAAGUGCCUCCUAUCUUUCUCUGUCAUCCCCAUGUGAUAUGAUGAGGCUACACAGAAAACUGUGUCUGUGCCAUCUUUCUUUAUUUCUUUCUUACACACUUCACCACCUUCUUCUCUCUCUCUCUACACAACUUGAGAAGAGAAGACAUGCCAUCAUUAUCUAAAUCUUGUUGGUUCUUCACAACUCUUCUAUUCUUAGAUGCUGCUUUUGCUGGUGACCCUUUUGUUUACUAUGAUUGGACUGUUUCCUACAUCACAUCCUCCCCACUUGGUGUCAAACAGCAGGUAAUUGGGAUCAAUAAGCAAUUUCCAGGACCAAUUCUAAAUGUCACAACAAACUGGAAUGUGGUUGUCAAUGUGAAGAAUGAUCUUGAUGAACCCUUACUUCUGACAUGGAAUGGUGUACAACACAGGAGAAACUCUUGGCAAGACGGAGUUUCAGGAACCAAUUGUCCAAUUCCAGCUGGCUGGAAUUGGACAUACGAGUUUCAAGUUAAAGAUCAGAUAGGGAGUUUUUUCUACUUCCCUUCCCUAAACUUCCAGAGAGCUUCCGGAGGUUAUGGAGGAAUUAUCAUAAACAAUCGUCCGGUUAUUCCCGUUCCCUUCGGUUUGCCAGAUGGAGAUAUUACGAUAUUUCUCAGUGACUGGUACACAAAGAGUCAUAAGGAUCUCAGGAAGGAUGUGGAAAAAGGCGUUAACCUUGGAAUCCCAGACGGCGUGCUUAUCAAUGGACUAGGUCCUUAUCAUUAUGAUGAUACACUUGUCCAAAAUGGAAUUUCUUACCAAAUAAUAAAUGUCGAACCUGGGAAAACAUAUCGCAUACGAGUUCACAAUGUCGGUAUCUCAACAAGCUUGAAUUUUAGGAUACAAAAUCACAACAUGCUUCUCGUGGAGACCGAAGGAUCAUACACAAUCCAACAAAAUUACACAAACAUGGAUAUUCAUGUUGGCCAGUCAUAUUCAUUCUUGGUUACAAUGGAUCAAAAUGCCAGCAGUGAUUACUAUAUUGUUGCGAGUCCUCGGUUUGUUAACUCAUCGUGGGCUAAAGCCACCGGAGUUUCCAUUUUGCACUACUCCAAUUCUCAAGGUCCUGCUUCAGGUCCUCUUCCCAGUCUUUCAGAGCAAGAUGAUCCUUCUUUCUCUAUAAAUCAAGCAAGAUCUAUAAGGUGGAAUGUGUCUGCUGGUGCUGCACGUCCGAAUCCACAAGGUUCCUUCAGAUAUGGCGACAUUACAGUCACAGAUGUAUAUGUUAUUGUUAACAGACCUCCAGAGCUAAUAAAUGGAAAGUGGCGUACUACACUAAACGGUAUAUCAUAUUUACCACCUUCAACACCUCUGACACUUGCGCAACAGUUCAAAAUUCUCGGAGUGUACAAGGUUGACUUUCCAAAUAGAUUGAUGAACAGGCCUUCUAAAGUUGAUGUGUCUCUCAUUAAUGGCACUCACAAAGGUUUUAUGGAAAUAAUCUUUCAAAACAAUGACACCACAGUCCAAACCUACCAUUUGGAUGGCUAUGCAUUCUUUGUUGUGGGCAUGGAUUUUGGAGUAUGGACUGAAAAUAGCAGAAGUACUUAUAAUAAGUGGGACGGUGUGGCUCGCUGCACUACACAGGUCUUUCCUGGUGCUUGGACAGCCAUUUUAGUAUCUCUUGACAACGCCGGCACUUGGAACCUUCGUGCACAAAAUCUCGAUUCUUGGUAUCUGGGCCAAGAAGUUUAUAUGCAAGUUGUAAACCCAGAGAAUGAUAAUAAUGAGAAUGCUUUGCCUGAAAAUGCAAUAUACUGUGGCCUACUUUCCUCCCUUCAAAGGGGCCAAUCUCACAAAUUUCAGUUCUCUCUAGGAUCACCUUUAAGCAUUAACUCUAGAAUUAUAUUCAUGUUAUUUUUCGUAGCUCUACUUGAUAGUUUGUAUGGCAUGUGGAGUGUUGAACACUAAUUAAUGUUGUUAUCUGAAACAAAGAACAAGGUCAUUCUUUGUAAUAUGAGGCUACCUAUUUUAAUCUUUAGAUGGACAUUGCUAUUGAAUAGGAAAUUUUGUGUCUAUAACAUGUACAAACUUUAUUUAGCGAUAUUAUGAUAACUAUAAUAAACUAGAACCGAACUCUGUUUUAAA
Molecule: messenger RNA, 2127 nt
Organism: Cicer arietinum (chickpea)
Lineage: Eukaryota; Viridiplantae; Streptophyta; Magnoliopsida; Fabales; Fabaceae
Product: monocopper oxidase-like protein SKU5
Cellular component (GO): plasma membrane
Molecular function (GO): copper ion binding; oxidoreductase activity
Source: RefSeq, a predicted model, not a curated record